AUGGCGGCUCAAAUUGAAACGGAUCCUGCUUUAGAUCUCGGGAACGAGACCGAUAUAAGUGCAGAGAGUGAUAUCGAAUCUACGGCGUCCAUCACGUCGAGUAUCUUUGAGAAUCACUACUUCCAGGGCAGGUCUUAUGCGAAUCCCAAGUAUGGAAAGCAUUGGGCGCCGAACGAUGAAGAGCAACUCGAAGCACUCGAUCUUAUCCACCACUGGUUGACGUUGAUGCUUGAUGACAAGCUUUUCCUCCCCCCGAUUGGCGAUAACCCGCAGAAAAUCCUAGAUGUUGGUACAGGCACAGGAAUAUGGGCAAUUAACAUUGCGGAUGAGUUCCCCUCUGCCAAAGUCAUAGCCACAGACAUCACACCAAGCCAACCCAGCUUUGUCCCCCCAAACGUCGAAUUCCAGAUCGACGAUGCAACGCUGGACUGGACUUUUGAACCCGAGUCGUUUGACUUUAUCCACAUUCGCUUUUUACAGGGCACUAUUGACGACUGGGACAAGUUCUACGGCCAAGUGUACAAGUUUCUCAAGCCAGGUGGUUGGUUUCAGCACAUAGAGCCUGAUCUGCAGAUGUAUUCACAAAACCCAGAGGUCAAUGUUGACGACGAGCAGUACACACCCCACACUCCCUUCAAAUCCACAACUACUGACUCGUCCUAUAGUAUUUACACUCGCUGGGCAAAUGUGUUCAAAAAAGUCGGCAAAAAAACGAACCGUGCAUUUGAUUUCUCUGAUGAAAAGCUGGAAAAGCUCGCCAAAGCAGCCAAUUUCACUAAUGUGACGUACCAAUCACACAAAAUUCCCGUCGGCCGGUGGCCCAAGGAUAAGAAGAAGAAAGAGCUUGGGACUUUUGUAGGGUUGGCUUUUAGUCAAGCGCUGGAUGGGUUUAUCAAGUUGCCACUCUGUGAGAUUCUUCAGUGGAGUCCAGAAGAGAUGCAGAUGUUUGCGGUCGAGAUGAGGCAGUCGAUCAUGGAUCUCAAGACGCAGACUCUUGGAUAUGUAUUCAGUGUGUAUGGGCAGAAGCCAGAGGCUUGA
This is a messenger RNA of Fusarium pseudograminearum CS3096, 1038 nucleotides long. RefSeq lists its product as uncharacterized. NCBI's taxonomy places the organism in Eukaryota, Fungi, Ascomycota, Sordariomycetes, Hypocreales, Nectriaceae. The transcript is spliced from 8 exons. The record is from RefSeq and is a predicted model, not a curated record. Bases 1 to 1038 code for a protein of 345 amino acids. Gene Ontology annotation, molecular function: methyltransferase activity.